AUGAGCACAAAUAAGAGACGCGGGCCCAGCAGUUCCAGUUGCGCAGUUCCAGGUGUUCCUGCGCUUGUCAACGUACCGACCGCCAUGUCAGCUGACCUGGCCUCUUUAUUUGAAUGCCCUGUUUGUUUCGACUAUGUCUUGCCACCGAUCCUCCAGUGCCAAAGUGGACAUCUUGUCUGCUCAAGUUGUCGGCCGAAACUGUCCUGCUGCCCAACCUGUCGCGGCCCUCUUGGAAAUAUUCGAAACCUUGCCAUGGAAAAAGUCGCAAGCAAUGUCAUGUUUCCCUGUAAACACUCUAACACUGGCUGUACAGUAACCCUUGUGCACACUGAAAAAGCAGAGCAUGAAGAAGCCUGUGAAUUUCGGCCAUAUUCCUGCCCUUGCCCUGGAGCAUCUUGUAAGUGGCAAGGAGGACUAGACCAAGUAAUGCCACACUUAAUGAUGUCACACAAAAGUAUAACAACUCUUCAAGGUGAGGAUAUUGUUUUCUUAGCUACAGAUAUAAAUUUACCUGGAGCUGUUGACUGGGUCAUGAUGCAGUCUUGUUUCAAUCACCAUUUCAUGUUGGUACUUGAAAAGCAAGAAAAGUUUGAUGGUCAUCAACAAUUCUUUGCAAUAGUACAACUUAUAGGAUCUCGAAAGGAAGCUGAGAAUUUUGCAUACAGAUUGGAAUUGAAUGGACAUCGUAGGAGGUUAACAUGGGAAGCAAUGCCUCGUUCCAUACAUGAAGGUGUCUCAUCAGCAAUUAUGAAUUCUGAUUGCUUGGUAUUUGAUACUUCCCUUGCGCAACUCUUUGCAGAUAAUGGUAACCUUGGUAUAAAUGUUACUAUCUCAAUUGCCUAA
Molecule: messenger RNA, 843 nt
Organism: Pieris macdunnoughi
Lineage: Eukaryota; Metazoa; Arthropoda; Insecta; Lepidoptera; Pieridae
Source: the annotation of a GenBank genome assembly